UAAAAAAAUUCGAACCAAAUCCUAUCAUAAUUGUAAAUUUUAUCUUUCAGAAGUUUGUAAUUACAUAAUUUAUUUUUAUUUUGUUGUUGUAAAUAUUUUCUGUAUAUGGCGGUGUUGCUAGAGGAGAUUUUGCAAUCGGUGGAAUUAUGGCUAAAGCUGAUUAAAAAACAACAACCUUAUGUGGAUCCUAAUCUCGACCCGGUUUUAUUGGUUCCGGGCAUAGCCGGUUCCAUUUUGAAGGCAGUGGAUGAUGAUCAUGGAAACAGAGAGGAAAGGGUUUGGGUUCGGAUUCUUAGAGCUGAUUAUAAGUUGCGGACUAAGCUCUGGUCUCGCUUUGAUCCUUCUACUGGUAGAACUGUCUCAUUAGAUCCAAAGACAAGUAUUGUAGUUCCUGAUGACAGAUAUGGACUUCAUGCAAUUGAUGUCUUGGAUCCUGACAUGAUCAUAGGACGGGAUUGUGUUUCUUAUUUUCAUGAUAUGAUUGUUGAAAUGAUGAAGUGGGGGUUUCAAGAAGGAAAAACUUUGUUUGGGUUUGGUUAUGACUUUCGACAAAGCAAUCGGUUACCCGAGACACUGGAGAGGUUUGCUAAAAAAUUAGAGUUGGUAUAUAAAGCUUCUGGUGGAAAGAAGAUAAAUAUCAUAAGUCAUUCCAUGGGGGGUCUUCUUGUUAAAUGUUUCAUGUCCUUGCACAGUGACAUUUUUGAGAAAUAUGUGAAGAAUUGGAUUGCCAUUGCUGCACCUUUUCGUGGUGCACCUGGAUACGUCACAUCAACUUUUCUAAAUGGGAUGUCCUUUGUUGAAGGGUGGGAGCAGAAUUUUUUUGUAUCAAAGUGGAGCAUGCACCAACUGCUCAUUGAAUGCCCAUCGAUAUAUGAACUGAUGGCAUGUCCACAUUUUAAGUGGCAACACAUUCCUCUUCUUGAAAUCUGGAAAGAAAAAGAAGAUAGUGCUGGCAACUCUCGUGUAACUCUAGAGUCAUAUCCUCCUAAAAAGAGCAUUGAUGUUUUCAAAGACGCUCUUUCAAGUAACACGGUUAAUUAUGAAGGAGGGGAUAUGCCUUUACCUUUAAACCUCGAGAUUUUGAAAUGGGCUGACGAAACACACAGGCUAUUGUCUUCUGCUAAUGUCCCUGCGCAAGUUAAAUUUUAUAAUAUAUACGGGAUAAACCUUGAGACUCCACACAGUGUUUGCUAUGGAACUAAGGAGGCACCUGUCACUGAUCUCCAGGAACUGCGAUUUUUCCAGCCUGCAUAUGUAUGUGUCGAUGGUGAUGGAACAGUUCCUGCUGAAUCCGCUAAGGCAGAUGGGCUCAAUGCAGAAGCGAGGAUUGGCGUCCCGGGUGAGCACCGUGGAAUUCUUAGUGACCAUCAUGUGUUCAGAAUCCUGAAACACUGGCUAAAUGCAGAUUCAGAUCCUUACUACAACCCAAUAAAUGAUUAUGUGAUUUUACCCACUACUUUUGAUAUGGAGACGCAUAAAGAGAAUGGCGUGCAAGUUACAUCAGUCAAGGAGGAAUGGGAGAUCAUUUCAGGAGAUAACAAUGAGUUUGGGAGUAUGGCUGAUGGAAAACCUGUGGUGAGUUCAAUAUCUGUUUCACAUGCAGGCGAUGGUAAAUCCGAGCAGGAAAACGCGUAUGCUACAUUGGUUGUUCAUCCUCAGAAUGAUGGUAAGCAUCACAUUCAGCUAAAUGCUGUUGGUGUAUCUGUUGAUUCUUGAUGUUGAAUUGUAUGAGGUGGGGGCCAACCCAUUAUUAUGUAUAUGAUUAAGAGUUAUCUGAAUGGUAGUAUUGUGUAAAUAUGUAUAUUUCAUUUGUACAGAAAAGUGGCAAUAAAAUGUAUUUAUAAA
Mercurialis annua (annual mercury) is the source of this 1845-nucleotide messenger RNA. Its product is annotated as lecithin-cholesterol acyltransferase-like 4. Lineage: Eukaryota; Viridiplantae; Streptophyta; Magnoliopsida; Malpighiales; Euphorbiaceae. Gene Ontology annotation, biological process: lipid metabolic process. Bases 106 to 1716 code for a protein of 536 amino acids. The transcript is spliced from 11 exons. The record is from RefSeq and is a predicted model, not a curated record. Gene Ontology annotation, molecular function: glycerophospholipase activity.